This is a messenger RNA of Cryptococcus wingfieldii CBS 7118, 1002 nucleotides long. RefSeq lists its product as hypothetical. The coding region runs from base 1 to 1002 and encodes 333 amino acids. The record is from RefSeq and is a predicted model, not a curated record. The transcript has 5 exons. Lineage: Eukaryota; Fungi; Basidiomycota; Tremellomycetes; Tremellales; Cryptococcaceae.
AUGCUUAUCAAACAGUACGGCUGCAGCGACGAGUCGACGAUUCGACAAGCUCAAUCUCGCCUUCGACGCCAGAGCUUUCGGUAUGAAACGCACGAACGACAUGAUGAUCAAGGCGAUCUAUUGAGCCUGAAGAAGGACGAUCUGCAAUGCAUCAAAGAUAAGCUUGUGGCCCGGUGGGGAGAGGAGGAGCUCCAGGCGCAGGCUGACCUUCAACGAGAGGCGCAUAGCAAGGCGGCACGUGAAGAGAGGGAGGACGAGCGUGAGGAGGCGUACCGGUUGUUCAUGAGUAUCACGACUAAGAGGGGCAACCUAACAAAUCAACAUCGCAUCGCCCAAGAGGCUCUACAACGCGGCGACAUCACCACACUCUCUUUCACCGUCCCCAGUGGCUCGCGAUUACAGGCGGAAGUGGUUCAGCUGGAGGAGGGCAUGGCAGAAGCUGCGAAGAAUUUGGUCGAAGAAAGCUCUGUGGAUACUGUGUAUCGCCUCUGCAUGCUCCACGAAGCCCACCGCCAGCUGCGUGAAGCGGUUCGAUCCCACAAGUUCAUGCUGGAACCCAUCCGUAAUGUGCGCAUGGGUAUGAUUGCACCUCUCGGAUAUCGCGCCACCAAGGAUUUACUCCGUAAAAUCCGACAGGGCAAGCUUGCGCAGGCUAUGAACAAGUACAACGCCGCCCUCAACGCCUACUGUGAAACGGACCAUCCCGACCACCCACCCUCUCGAGCCGAGAGUGUCAAGGAGCUGUUGGAUAUGCCCUUUGACGCCGACUUCUGGAAGGACACCAGUGUCCUCUUCGAGAACAACAGGGCUCCUUGGGACUGGGACCCUGCUUGCAGACGAGGCAUCAAAGCCCUUCAUCUUCGCAAUCGAUCUCGGGAGGAGCUCGUCGCAUUCGUGCUGAAAUUGCGCAAAUGGUCAGGUGGUCUGCAACCCACUAUCAGAUGCUUGUCGCCAAGAAGGAGGAGUGGGCGUAGAGAUCGAAGCAAUGGAAUCGUCACCUAA